AAGUCUGGCCUGUCUCCAAAACAACAACAAACAACCGCAUCCUUGUUGGUGGGCAGACUCUCUUCCGGAUCGCCCGCAUUCCCUCGCCUCCCCAUCAUGGCCAACGUAGCCGUGACCGUCGAGACCUCGGGUGAAAACCAAGUGGUCGAAGUGGGCUACGAUGGCCAAGAGAUCCUGGCCCCGCCGCUCACUCUGGCCGAACAUUUGGCCAAACAAGCGUCGAAAAUCGACUUUGAAGAUCCUCGUGAUCGCGAAGAAGGUCUGUUGCGCGGUGACGGAUCCGACGAUGGCGACGACCUCAAGGACGCUGAUCUGACCGAAGCUGACGAAACCGAGGACGAGGAUGAGAGCGAUGACCCCAAAAGUAGCGCCACCUGGCCUUGGGAGCCGGUCCGGAACAAACUCCGCGAUGCCCUGACGGAAAUGUCCGUGUUGGCCGAUGUCAUCACCGUGGCCACCAAGGAAUGCGGCAAAGAUCCGGUGACGGGCAACCCCAAGCGGUACAUGGUCCUAGAUGGACCGGUCCAAUUGGAACAAGGCGAAGGCACCGGACCACGCCCCUAUGUGUCGCUCCUGGCCAAGAAGAAGAGUCUUGACGGCCCGGCCAAGAUUCUGUUGGCCGGGGCUGAGCAUUUAAAGACUCUGCAAAGUGAGAAUAAGAACAACCGCACAGCGCAAGAUUUUCAUUUUGAGCUUUUGAGGCUAAGACAGAAUUGGCGAUUAAAGAAGGUGUUGAAUACCAUUCUGGGCGAUUUGAGCUAUCGCACCGCGGGAUCGCAAUUCAAACAAUCUGGCGUGUUUGAAGUGGUGAAAAGUGAUGAAAAUGGGCCGGAAGGCUCGGCUCCUCCCGGUGCCGCCGCUACCACGCCCUCAGGCGGACAUGAGGAUGGGAGUAAGGGUGGGGCGCAGAAAUCCGCCCUCAAAGUGAACGUCCCGUCCGAUUUGGAAGGUAUUGCGUACAUUCAAGUGACGAUCCAAACCAGUCAGAACGAGCCUGAGCAAUUGCUGUCCGCCAAUCUGUCGGAUUUCGGGGCGUUUGGCGCCAAUCCCCCCGAGAUGCAUUGGCAAAAGAAGCUGGAAGCCGCGCAAAAUGUGCUCUUUUGUAAGGAGCUCUUCUCUCAAUUGGCCAAAGAGGCCAUUCAAUUGCAGGCCCCGAUCCCGCAUAUGGUGGUGGGUAAUCAGAUUUCGGCCAGUCUGUUCACAGACAUCCAACUGAUCAUUUCUUUGUGUCAUUCCACGGGGUCAGAGAAGAAAGGCCCGGCCAGAGCCAUUCAGAGUCAGUUGGUCCACUCUCACGUCUUGGAACACUCUCUGCACCAAUUACUUCGUCUUCAACACAGUCGAAAUAUCAAUCCGGACGCUCCCGCCUUGAGCUCGGCCCCGAUUGGGAUUUCGAAGAGACGGAGGCUGGCCGGACCUCGAGCCGCAGACCGACAAUCCUUGAUCGAAAUGGCCACGCAACCCACUCUGUUGGAACAAAUCAUUCAACAAGCUCAACAUGUGGUCUUGAGACUUCGCACCAUGUUCGUGUUAGAUACUAUGGCCCGGGAGUUGAAAGACCCGUUGAUCUCUUGCCAUUUGGGCACCCUGAGCUCGCCAAUCCGAACCUCGGUCAAGGUGAGCAUCGUGACGUCCGGGUAUGACUCCAUUCUUCGCACCCCGUUGGUCAUUCAUGUGGGAGAGAAACAGCUUACUGUGGUCUGCAAGGAUGGGCGCGUGCUACAUUUCAGUCAUGAACCGCAGGAAUUCAGGGACUUCAUAUUCUGCCAAAUCUCACAACAUCAGAUCAACGGAGUCCAAGCCCUCGCCAAAUGUAUGGGCUGGCACGUGCUCUCAUCAUCCAAUAAUCUGGGCUGCGGAUCCGUCGAGCCCAUGGGCGGUGCCACGGGUUGCUUGCUCUCGAAUCCGGCUGGUGAUCGGUUUAUCGCCAUUCGUCAUAUUCCGCCUCCACAAACCAGUGUCUGGGUUUCCUCCGCCCCUUGUAAGGAUUUCUAUCCUGGGGGUGUGGUGAAGGAUCGGAAAUGGGAAAAAUUGCCAGACUCCUUCCAGGAACUUCGCCUCGAUAAAAUGGAUGGCAAGAAUCUACUGAACAAACUUGAGCUUCUCAUGGCAUCUUUGUCAGGGAAUGACACGCCUACCAUUGCUUCGAACGGAUCGAGUUUUAUGUAACCAAUCAAUUCGCAGAUUAUUAAUAAACAUGAACCAAACCGCUAAAA
Molecule: messenger RNA, 2216 nt
Organism: Tigriopus californicus
Lineage: Eukaryota; Metazoa; Arthropoda; Copepoda; Harpacticoida; Harpacticidae
Gene: MED17
Product: mediator of RNA polymerase II transcription subunit 17-like
Exons: 2
Coding region: 97-2169 (690 amino acids)
Biological process (GO): regulation of transcription by RNA polymerase II
Cellular component (GO): mediator complex; core mediator complex
Molecular function (GO): transcription coregulator activity
Source: RefSeq, a predicted model, not a curated record